AUGAGGAAUGUUGCUCAAAUACUUUACACCCGAACCGAGAUUUCCAGAGCCAAAGAAGCUUGCUCCUUCAAAUGGCAUCCCGAAGAACCUUCUCCGGUCCCCUCUUCAAAUGAGGUACAACUAGAACCUCAUUCUUCAUAUAAGGUGUUUAAAAAAGGUACUUAUUUGGAGACGGAUCCUGGAAAAAGAAGUCAAAUUCUUGAGUAUCAUCCAAAUGAUCAAGAUGAGGUAAGAAGAGCUUACCUUGUGAAUGGGCCAUGUAAAAUUAAAUUAACUGAAUAUAAAUCCACAAAUAUUGGGGGAAGGGAACGUUCUUUUCAAUAUAGUUGGCAUGAAGAGUAUGACUGGUUGGAAUAUAGUGUAGAAAAAGAUGUUGUUUUUUGUUUGCCUUGUUAUGUGUGUUACAAUGGUACUAGUAAUUCUGCAUUUGUGGUGACUGGUUUUAAAGGUUGGAAUCUAAAGCAUAAGUUGGAUAAACAUGUUGGUGAGAAACCAAAUAGUCAUCAUAAAAAGUGUGUGAAAGCAUGUGAGGAUCUUAUGAAGAAAAAGCAGAGUAUUGAGUUUUCGUAUGCAAAAUAUAGCUCAAAAGAAGAAGUAGAUUAUCUUGUUCGUUUAAAAGCAUCACUUGAGGCUGUCAAAUAUCUUGUUAGAGGCGGAUUGGCAUUUAGGGCACAUAAUGAGGGUGAAAAUUCUAUUUAUAAGGGUCAUUUCCUAGAAUUUGUAGAAGCCUUAGGAAGAAAUAGUGAGAAAAUAGCUGCAGCAAUAACAAGUGGUGGGGGAAAUUGUAAGAUGACUUCUCCUAUUAUUCAAAAAGAACUUGCAAAUGCAUGUGCGGUUGAAACUAUUAAGAAGAUAGUUGGAGAAAUUGGAGAUGGAUUCUUUUGUGUUCUUGUUGAUGAAUCUGGUGAUUGCUCUGGUAAAGAACAAAUGGCCGUUAUAGUGCGGUUUGUUGAUGUUAGAGGGUUUGUUGUAGAAAGAUUUAUCGGCAUUGUUCAUGUUGAAGAUACAAGUGCGAUAUCGCUUAAAAGGGCUCUUGAAUGUUUGUUGUCGGGGUUUGGGUUGUGUAUAUCUAAAAUUCGAGGUCAAGGGUAUGAUGGAGCAAGUAAUAUGCGUGGUCAAUUUGGAGGUUUGAAGACUUUGAUUCAAAAGCAAAAUCCGCAAGCCUAUUAUGUUCAUUGUUUUGCUCACCAACUUCAAUUGGCUCUUGUUUCAAUGGCGAGAAAGCAUGAAGAUGUUGAUUGGUUUUUUUGUGAAGUGUCUCGUAUUGUCACUUUCUUACGAUCAUCUAACAAAAGACAAGCUCUACUUCGGAAUAAACAAGUUGCUCAUUUUGCAAAUCUAAUUGAAAAAGAAUUGGUGGAAACUGGUACUGGUUUAAAUCAAGAGUUGUCCAUUGCAAGAGCGGGUGAUACACGUUGGGGAUCUCACUUUCGAACUCUUAAUAGGUUGGUUGAUUUGUUUACUCCUAUUAUUGAAGUGUUCGAAGAUUUGAAAAGUGAUAGUCAUUGUAAGGGUGAACCAAAAAGUUUGUUACUUGUUAUGCAAACUUUUAGUUUUGUGUUUAUGUUGCACUUAAUGGUUGAGAUUUUAUCUUUGACAAAUAAUUUGUCACAAUCAUUGCAAAAGGGGGAUCAAGAUAUUGUGCAUGCCAUGGAACUUGUCCAAAUAUGCAAGAAAAAGUUGCAAGUUGUGGCUUCUUGUGGAAAUGUUGAAAUUGAUGUGCCUGACAUGGAGUCCCGGUAUGUAAAAGAUAAGAAAUCCAAACGACUUGCUCCUUUUGUUACAAAUUUUCAUUAUUUCAAGAAUGAUUGCUUCUUACAUGUUAUAGAUGUGGUAUUGAAAGAGUUGAAUGAUCGGUUUACACCUGAAAAUAUUGAGUUGAUCAAUUGUGUUGCUUGCUUGAGUCCUUGUUAUUCAUUUGAAUCAUUUAAUGUUAAAUCACUUGUGAGAUUGGCCAGAUUGUACCCAAAUGACUUUGAUGAUCUUACUGAUAAGGAAUUGUCUAGUGAAUUGGAGACUUAUAUUGAGAGUGUCAAGAUGGACGAUCACUUUUCCAAUUUGACUGGCAUCUCGGAACUUUGUAGGACUCUUGUUCGAACAAAGAAGCAUAAGACAUUUAGGUUUGUGUACACACUUGUCAAACUAGCUUUGUCUUUACCUGUGGCCACUGCAAGUGUUGAGCGAGUAUUCUCGGGGAUGAAAUAUGUUAAGAAUGAGUUGAGAAGUAGAAUGGCUAAUCCAUGGCUAAAUGAUUGCUUAGUGACAUUUGUGGAGAAAGAGGUGUUUAAUACAAUCGAUGAUAUGGAUAUCAUCAAACGUUUCCAAGGAAUGAACAAGAGAAGAAUGCAUUUACGAUUAGACUAG
This is a messenger RNA of Vicia villosa (hairy vetch), 2364 nucleotides long. RefSeq lists its product as uncharacterized. Gene Ontology annotation, molecular function: protein dimerization activity. The transcript has 2 exons. Bases 1 to 2364 code for a protein of 787 amino acids. The record is from RefSeq and is a predicted model, not a curated record. NCBI's taxonomy places the organism in Eukaryota, Viridiplantae, Streptophyta, Magnoliopsida, Fabales, Fabaceae.